Cantharellus anzutake is the source of this 507-nucleotide messenger RNA. RefSeq lists its product as uncharacterized. The record is from RefSeq and is a predicted model, not a curated record. The coding region runs from base 1 to 507 and encodes 168 amino acids. The transcript is spliced from 6 exons. Lineage: Eukaryota; Fungi; Basidiomycota; Agaricomycetes; Cantharellales; Hydnaceae.
AUGUCGAUUCUUGGUCAGAACAUCAAGGACCUCGAGGGAGCUAUGACCUCAGAGGAGAAAGCCGAUAGGAAACAGUUCAAGGCAGCCGAGAAGGAAUUCAAGAACUCACAGAAAAGCCGCACUAAUCUUGAGAAGCAACUAGCUAAGGCACGCAAGAAAUCUGAUAAGGCCGUCAAUAAUGAACACAAGAUGGCACGCAAGCUCACCGCGGCGCAGUCGAGUCAUGACAAUGCAGUCAUUGACGUGCGUAAGGCUCAAGAAAUGAUCAAGACCAGGGAGGCAGAUUUGCACCGUGCGGAGGCUACUUUCGAGACCAGACGUAUCGAGAUGCAGAAUGCCGCUCAACGAAAAGAAACACAUGCUCAUCAUCACAGAGCUACUCGCGCAGAAAUUGAUAGUCGCAAGACAGAAGAUCAGGCGAACAAGGAGCCCAAUAACAUGGGUCUCUUGGGCACGAGAGCUGAAAAGCCAGCUCAGACUAGUGGGCCAUUGAGUGCAAAUCGAUGA